Molecule: messenger RNA, 1918 nt
Organism: Cuscuta campestris
Lineage: Eukaryota; Viridiplantae; Streptophyta; Magnoliopsida; Solanales; Convolvulaceae
Source: the annotation of a GenBank genome assembly
CCUCCGGUCUCCGUUCUCACUCACUUCCUCAGUUCUCUGCCCUCCUCUUCAAAUUGAAUCGACAAAAUAGGUUAUUGAAUCGCAAUCUCCAUCUUCUCCGUUGAAUCGCUCCUUUCUCUAUCUUCUCCACCCUAUCCUAUUCCGGCUGCUUCUCAGACCGUCACGAGAAUCGGCGGAAAUCAAGUUCCGCAGUACGCUCUCCUUUCUCGAUAGUUCAUUCUACGGCACAGGUCUGGUAAUUUUUAAUUUUACUUUUUCAAAAAAAAAACACCUAAUUUUUUUGCUAAAGGUUUCUUCUGCUAAAUCAGUCUCUAUUAUUCAAUAGUCUUUAAAAGUACAUUGUUUGUACUUAUCUCUAUGCAAAUAGUAGCACUAGAAUAUGGACUUUUAGUUGGUGCGUGGCUAUCCAAAAGUCUCCAGCUUCUAUAUAUUUGUUUGAACUGAUCCUUCAAUUUAUUAAUCAAAUAUACAUACAGAUUUUGUAUAUACACAAUUAUCAAUGGAAUAAACUGCUCCUGGUCCUGCUUGUAUAUAUUUGCAUCCACUGACCACUAUGGCCAUUGUAUUUUUAGUUCAAUUUUAUUGCAUCCCUGAUGAAGUUUUUUCAGCUUAAUACAAUUGCUGCAUCCCUAAUUCUCCAUGAUGAUUUGCGAUGAACUGUAUUUUUUGGGUAUAAUUGCAUUUUGUAGUGUUUCUUGAUGAAGGUUUUUUUAGUUUAAUACAAUUGCUGCAUCCCUAAUUCCGGUGAUGAUUUGUGAUGAACUGUAUGUUUUGGCUAUAAUUACAUUUUGUAGUGUUUUACUUGUAAAAUAUUUAAAAAAUUCAAUUCUAAAAGGUAAUACAGUUCGGUCUUUUCGGUCCAUACCGGUCCGGUCCAAGGGUUUUCGGUCGGUCCAGUCUAAAAACGAACAUUUAUAGGUCCGGUCUUCGGUCCUAAUUUUUUCCCAUUUUGGUCUUCGGUCUGAUUCGGUCUGGUCCUGGACCGAUGAACACCCCUAUCUCCGAUACCGGGAAAUGGAGAAGCACCGCCCUUCUUGUUAUAGACAUGCAGAAUGAUUUCAUACUACCAGGUGGCCCUUUGUGCGUCAGAGGCGGCGAAGCCAUCGUCCCCGGCGUUAUUAAGGCCGUUGAGGUUGCAAGAAGCCGUGGCAUGCCUAUUAUUUGGGUUGUGCGUGAGCAUGAUCCAUCCGGAAGAGAUGUGGAGUUGUUUCGAAGAGACUUGUACUCCCCUGGGAAGCCAAAACCAACUACCAAGGGGAGUGUGGGUGCUGAACUCGUGGAAGGGCUUGUUGUCAAGGAAGGGGAUUACAAGUUGGUAAAGACGCGUUUUAGCGCAUUCUUUAACACAAACCUCCAUUCAUAUCUUCAAACCAAUGCGAUUACCAGCUUAACCGUCACCGGUGUCCAAACACCAAAUUGUAUAAGGCAGACAGCCUUUGAUGCAGUGGCGUGGAAUUAUCAACCUGUAACUGUUAUUGUUGAUGCAACGGCUGCUGCAACAUGUGAAGUACAUGCUUCAAACAUAUAUGACAUGAAAAAUAUUGAGGUGGCGACGCCCACGCUGGAAGAAUGGUGUGAAGGAUCCGAAUGCUAACUUGGCAUUGCAACUUCGUGCAUGUCUUUGUAUCUCAUGCUAUAUAAAUACAACUUGUUAGAUAGUGUCAUUGUAUCCACCUAAUGGUGUAAGUCAACCUUUAGAUGAAGACAGUAGGAUGUCGUACGUUGGCGAGGAAUCUCUCUUGAGGUCUUGGGGUUCUUUUUCCUCUCCAUUGUGAUCCCAAAAAAAAAACCACUUGUUAGAUUCACUUGUUUUCCUUUGUUGGUAAAACACAAUUUCUCUUAAAGUUCCCUUCUGUGUGGGAAUUGUUGUAAGUUGUAAUGUAUACAUCAAAGCAGAAAUUAAACUGCAUAUUUCUAU